Polychytrium aggregatum is the source of this 1110-nucleotide messenger RNA. RefSeq lists its product as uncharacterized. The coding region runs from base 146 to 1093 and encodes 315 amino acids. NCBI's taxonomy places the organism in Eukaryota, Fungi, Chytridiomycota, Chytridiomycetes, Polychytriales. The transcript has 2 exons. The record is from RefSeq and is a predicted model, not a curated record.
GUGGGGUGGGUGUAUCAUGUGAGCGUCGAGCGGCCUGCGGGGAUAUAAAUCAAGUCCGCUCCCCAGCCGCCUUCCCAUCCAGCCUUCACCCUCACCCUUCACCCUUCACCCUUCGCCCUUUGUCGACCCAUCCAGCCAUCCUCCAAUGAUGAUGACCAGAAGACAGCGUCUCUUGUCCGGUGCUGCGAGCGAUCGCCUCGAUCAAGAGCCCAUGAGAAUGCCGCCCAAGAAGAGAAGACUCUCCAGCGAUUGGAUGGACGUCCUUGACCAGGGGGGCGAUCGUCUCAGUAGUAGCUCCUCUCCAUGCCGCCCCGGUCCAUCGACUGCCGCAACGGUCGAGCGCCGUGGUAAUAUGAUCGGCGGAUCAUCUCCUCUCACUCCCACCUUUGGCAUGAGCCCGUCCACUCCUUCGGUUUCUCCGAUCACUCUCCCGUCCCCAUCCCCCAUGAAUUCGCCCACCAGGCAGAGUGCUACGGUGGUUGAUUCGCCCCCGCCUGGUGUCUUGGUGCGUCCACCCAGACCAGUGUUCAUUCGACACUAUUCUCAGCUGACGAUCGAUCACGGCUUCAAGAACAUCAACCCGGACACGCUCUUUCCGCACGUCGACGUCGAUCAGAGCUGCAAACACCGCCCAAAUGUAUCUCUGCGAUAUAUUGGCUUGCGUGACAUUGUUCAGCGCACUCCCGCACUCACCGCAUCGAUGCAAGUCAGACACAUCCGAUGUGGGAUGCGAGACUUUGACAUUCAGAGCAUGGAGAAGAAGCUCUUCAAGCAGUGUGCUGUCUUGAUCGACGACUGGUUCAAAAACUGGAAGCUCAUCAAGAAGCACCGUGGCAGAAUCGGGGAGUAUUCACUUAUCCCCACGCUUCGACGCCAACGCCAGAUUGCCGUUGAUCAACUGGUCUUCAGCCAGAUGCGCGAUCAACCCCCACCCUAUCGCUACCCCAUCACCAGAAUGGAUUAUGCCGAAGCGCUCUUGCCCUAUAUCACGGUCAUCCUCAUCCAGCGCUUCUCUAUCAACAACUCCAUUACCCGCUGGGAUGACUUCGUCAAGCGCUUCCCCGGAGUGUUCGACCAAUACACCAUCAUGUGACCAUUUGCUCCUUCUCU